Molecule: messenger RNA, 541 nt
Organism: Apis florea (little honeybee)
Lineage: Eukaryota; Metazoa; Arthropoda; Insecta; Hymenoptera; Apidae
Biological process (GO): sensory perception of smell
Molecular function (GO): odorant binding
Source: RefSeq, a predicted model, not a curated record
GUUUAUUCAAUUCUCGUUAGAUAUUUCAAGAAUAUAUAUAAAAGAUAUACUUCGAAUCUUUUUCAUUUAAAAUCGAUAUAUUUAAAAGAAAAAUGAAAAUUAUCGUGGUUCUUUUUGCUUUAUGCAUUUGCGUUGGUGCAUUGACCCUUGAAGAAUUAAAAAGCGAAUUACUUACUGCGGAGCCAAUUUGCAUGACAGAAACUGGCGCUAAUCAACAAAUAAUAGAUGAUAUUAAUAAUGGCAUUGUCUAUGUAGAAGAUGAAAAUGUCCAAUUAUACGUUGAAUGUAUGAUGAAACGAUUUAAUAUUGUUGACGAGUAUGGGAACUUUAUGGAAAAAUACACCAGAGAUGUUGUGGGAGCUGUUUUAAAUGACGAUGAAGUUAAUCAAUUAGUCUCCGAAUGUUCGCCUAUCUAUGAUGCCAAUGUACAUCUAAAAAUUAGUAACAUAUUACAAUGUUUUUUUAAAUAUAAAACAAUAAAUGAUAUAUUAAAUUCCUAAAUGUUCAACUAUUAAAUGCAAGAGAUUUGUUCAGCAUAAUG